Messenger RNA from Lasiosphaeria miniovina, 3561 nucleotides. Its product is annotated as 3-hydroxy-3-methylglutaryl-CoA reductase. Gene Ontology annotation, biological process: coenzyme A metabolic process; ergosterol biosynthetic process; isoprenoid biosynthetic process. The record is from RefSeq and is a predicted model, not a curated record. The transcript is spliced from 2 exons. Gene Ontology annotation, cellular component: endoplasmic reticulum membrane; peroxisomal membrane. Gene Ontology annotation, molecular function: hydroxymethylglutaryl-CoA reductase (NADPH) activity; protein binding. The coding region runs from base 1 to 3561 and encodes 1186 amino acids. NCBI's taxonomy places the organism in Eukaryota, Fungi, Ascomycota, Sordariomycetes, Sordariales, Lasiosphaeriaceae.
AUGAUCGCGGCCAGCCUACUCCCCUCGCGCUUCCGCGGCGAGCAGCCCGCCUCCCAGCCCGCCGCGCCUUCGUGGAUCAACAAGAAGGUCACCCCGCUGCUGCAGGUCCUGUCUAAGCUCACGUCCUCGCACCCCAUCCACACCAUCGUCAUCGUCGCCCUGCUCGCGAGCUCUACCUACAUCGGCCUCCUCGAGGACAGCCUGUUCGAUGCCACCAAGAGCGUUAGGAAAGCCGAAUGGUCCUCUCUCGCCGAGGGCAGCAGGCGGCUGCGAGCCGGCCCCGAGACGGGCUGGAAGUGGCAGAACUCCGACACCGACUACCCCGUUCCCAGAAAUGCCAACCACGUCGCCCUCCUGACGCUCGUCUUCCCCGAGUCGCUGUCUAACGACGCCUCCAAGGCGCCCCCGAUGCCUAACGCAGUGCCUGUCCCCCAGAACCUCUCCAUCACGCCUCUGCCUUCGACCUCGAACUCGUUUACCACCUACGCACAAGACAGCGCCCUGGCCUUUGCUGUCCCCUACAGCCAGGCGUCCGAGUUUCUCGCGCUUGCCCAAGAACUGCCCAAUGGAAGCCCUGCGCAGGAGACGCGCGAGACGGAACAUGGACACGAACAGAAGAAGUGGAUCAUGAAGGCCGCGCGGGUGCAGACUCGCAGUAGUCUUGUGCGGUGGGGCCAGAACGCCUGGGUCGAGUUCACAGAUCUGCUCAAGAACGCAGAGACGCUCGACAUUGUCAUCAUGGCUCUGGGCUACAUCUCGAUGCACCUCACCUUCGUCUCGCUGUUUCUGUCCAUGCGUCGCAUGGGCUCCAACUUUUGGCUCGCCACCAGCGUCCUGUUCUCGUCCGUGUUUGCGUUCCUGUUUGGCCUGUUUGUCACCACCAAGCUCGGUGUCCCAAUCAGCAUGGUUCUCUUGUCCGAGGGCCUGCCGUUCCUUGUUGUCACCAUCGGGUUCGAGAAGAACAUUGUCCUUACGCGCGCCGUCCUGUCCCACGCCAUCGAGCAUCGCCGGCCAUCCGACAGCCCAGGCAAGGCGUCGAAGAAGACCGAGGCCAGCUCGAGCGUGAUCCAGUCGGCAAUCCACGUGGCCCUCCGAGAGAAGGGCUUCGACAUCAUUAAGGACUAUGCCAUUGAAGUCGGCAUUCUCAUCGCCGGCGCCGCGUCGGGCGUGCAGGGCGGCCUGCAGCAGUUCUGCUUCCUCGCGGCCUGGAUCCUGUUCUUUGACUGCAUCCUGCUCUUUUCCUUCUACACUGCCAUCCUCUGCAUCAAGCUCGAGAUCAACCGCAUCAAGCGCCACGUCGAGAUGCGCAAGGCAUUGGAGGACGACGGGGUCAGCCGCCGCAUCGCUGAGAGCGUGGCUCGAAGCAACGACUGGCCCAGAGCCGACGGGAAGGAUCAGCCGGGGACGACCAUCUUUGGCCGCCAUCUUAGUAGCACUCAAAUCCCAAAGUUCAAGGUUCUGAUGGUUUCGGGCUUCUUCCUCAUCAACGCCCUAAAUCUGUGCACGAUCCCCUUCCGGAGCGCCAACUCCAUCUCGAGCAUCUCGUCUUGGGCCCGCGGGCUUGGCGGUGUUGUCGCGCCCCCGCCCGUGGACCCCUUCAAGGUCGCGUCUAACGGGCUAGAGAUCAUUCUCGAAGCGGCCCAGUCCGAGGGUAGGGACACGGUUGUAACCAUUCUCACGCCGAUCCGGUACGAGCUCGAGUUCCCGUCCGUCCACUACGACCUGCCGCAACUCAAGGAUGCCGAGGAGCGCUUCGGCAACCUGGGCGAAUAUGGCAUGGGUGGUCGGAUGGUCGGCGGCAUCCUCAAGAGCCUUGAGGACCCCAUCCUGUCCAAGUGGAUAGUGGUUGCUCUGGCUCUAAGCGUAGCGCUGAAUGGCUAUCUCUUUAAUGCGGCGAGAUGGGGCAUCAAGGACCCCAAUGCUCCAGAUCAUCCCAUCAACCCCGAGGACUUGGCCGACGCCCAGAAGUUCAACGACACCGAGUCGGCCACGCUCCCGCUCGGGGAAUACAUGAAGCCUACACCCCCGCCGCCGGUUCCGCUCACUCCUGCCUCGACAGACGACGAGUCAGACGUGCUGCUGAAAACUUCCAGACCGGCGCCUCCCGCAGAAAACCCCAUGGUCGUUCGCAGCUUUGCACUUCUAGAGAAGAUGCUGCAGGAGAAGCGCGCCCAUGAGCUCAACGACGAAGAGGUCGUCGCGCUGUCCAUGCGCGGCAAGAUCCCCGGUUACGCUCUCGAGAAGACGCUCAAGGACUUCACACGCGCCGUCAAGAUUCGCCGCAGCAUCAUCUCCCGGACCAAGGCGACCACCGAUUUGACCAACUUCCUCGAACGCUCCAAGCUCCCCUACGAGAACUACAACUGGGCACAGGUUCAUGGAGCGUGCUGCGAGAACGUGGUUGGAUACAUGCCGCUCCCUGUUGGCGUCGCCGGCCCGCUUGUCAUCGACGGCCAGAGCUACUUCAUCCCCAUGGCGACGACGGAGGGUGUCUUGGUUGCCAGCGCGAGCAGAGGAUGCAAGGCCAUCAACUCGGGCGGAGGCGCUGUCACGGUGCUGACUGCCGACGGCAUGACCAGGGGGCCCUGCGUCACCUUUGAGACUCUCGAGCGGGCUGGCGCUGCCAAGCUGUGGCUCGACUCGGACAAGGGCCAGGCGACGAUGAAGGCCGCUUUCAACUCCACCAGCCGGUUCGCGCGGCUCAACAACAUGAAGACGGCCCUGGCCGGCACAAACCUGUACAUCCGCUUCCAGACGACGACUGGCGACGCCAUGGGCAUGAACAUGAUCUCCAAGGGCGUUGAGCACGCGCUGAGCGUCAUGAUGGACCAGGGCUUUGAGGACAUGAACAUUGUGACAGUCAGCGGGAACUACUGCACCGACAAGAAGGCCGCGGCCAUCAACUGGGUCAAUGGCCGCGGCAAGAGCGUUGUCGCCGAGGCCAUCAUCCCGGCAGACGUGGUCAAGAGCGUGCUCAAGACCGACGUCAACACCUUGGUUGAGCUGAACAUUAACAAGAACCUGAUCGGCUCGGCCAUGGCAGGCUCCAUUGGCGGAUUCAACGCCCACGCAGCCAACAUGGUGGCGGCUAUUUUCCUCGCCACGGGCCAGGAUCCAGCCCAGGUGGUCGAGAGCGCCAAUUGCAUCACCAUCAUGAAGAAUCUCCGUGGUUCCCUGCAGAUCUCCGUGUCGAUGCCGUCCAUAGAGGUCGGGACGCUCGGCGGCGGCACUAUUCUGGAGCCCCAGGGGGCCAUGCUCGACAUGCUGGGGGUCCGCGGCCCGCACCCGACGAGUCCGGGCGAGAACGCGCGGCGGCUGGCCCGCAUCGUGGCUGCCGCUGUUCUGGCGGGUGAGCUGUCCCUCUGCAGCGCUCUCGCGGCCGGCCACCUUGUCCAGGCACACAUGGCGCACAACCGGUCGGCGCCUCCCACAAGGACCACCACACCGGCGCCAGCCGGCGGAGCCAUGACACCUGUGUCCCUCGCCAUGACAAGUGCUGUUGAGAGGGUCGCGUCCAGCAACGGCCUCAGCGCCGCUGCCGUCGAGCGCGCACGGCGCUAG